Oryza brachyantha (malo sina) is the source of this 1860-nucleotide messenger RNA. RefSeq lists its product as uncharacterized. The record is from RefSeq and is a predicted model, not a curated record. Gene Ontology annotation, molecular function: lipid binding. The coding region runs from base 90 to 1409 and encodes 439 amino acids. NCBI's taxonomy places the organism in Eukaryota, Viridiplantae, Streptophyta, Magnoliopsida, Poales, Poaceae. The transcript is spliced from 6 exons.
UCUCUCCCCCUUUCCUCCAUUUUUGCAAGGGGAAAAAAAAGGAGAAGAGAAGAGGGGGGAGGGAAGCUUCGAGGCUUCGAGCCCUAGCAAUGGCGGGGUGGUACGAGGAGGCGGUGGGGCUGCUGCGGCGGCCGGCGGUGGCGGAGAUGGCGGUGGACGUGGUGCUCUGCGCGGUGCCGAUCUGGGCGGCCGUCAUGAUCGGGCUCGUCAUCGGCUGGGCCUGGCGGCCGCGCUGGACGGGGCUGCUCUACCUCGGCUUCCGCAGCCGCCUCCGCCUCCUGUACGUGCCCCCCGGCCUCGGCGCGCGCCGCCUCUGGCUCGCCUGCACCGCGCUCUCCGCCUUCUCCGUCGCGCCGCGGCUCCUCUCCACCGCCUUCGGCAGCCGUGGCAAGCACCAGCGCAAGGACGCCCCGGCCGACGACGCCGACGCCUCCCGGGACGACGCCGCCUGCGUCGAUGGCAGUAGAACAUUUUUUGAGGGCGGUCAUCAAGUUGUCACUGAGAAGGACCUAGAACACCUUGUACAACUUCUUGACAAUAAGGAGAGUGGGGAUACCACAUGGCAGCAUUUGAUGGAACGUACCACUUCAAACAUGACUUACAAGGCCUGGCGCCGUGAACCUGAGGUGGGACCUAUCACGUAUUGUAGUCGUACUGUUUUUGAAGAUGCUACUCCUGAACUGGUUAGAGAUUUCUUUUGGGAUGAUGAAUUUCGUCUGAGGUGGGAUCCCAUGCUUGCAUAUUCCAAAAUUUUGGAUGAGUUCCCUCAAAAUGGAACUAUGAUUAUUCACUGGAUAAAAAAGUUCCCUUUCUUUUGCAGUGACCGUGAAUACAUUUUUGGGCAGAGGAUAUGGGAAUCUGGGAAAACAUACUAUUGUGUUACAAAGGGAGUUCCUUAUCCAGCUUUGCCUAAGAAGGAAAAACCAAGGCGUGUUGAACUGUACUUCUCAAGUUGGCGUAUCAGAGCUGUUCCAUCACCCAAACAAGAUGGACAGCAAUCUGCAUGCGAAGUAACACUGGUCCACUACGAGGACAUGGGCAUCCCUAAAGAUGUCGCCAAGGUUGGUGUUCGGCAUGGCAUGUGGGGUGCUGUAAAAAAGUUCCAGUCCGGAUUUAGAGCAUACCAGCAGAUGAGAAAUACAGAGAACACCCUCUCUCGCAGCGCCGUCAUGGCUCGAGUAACCACCAAGACAUCUGUUGCUAGCUCCAGUUGCUCCCUGGAUCAGGAGCACUCUAGUGCCACCAAAACCAUAGAUGAGAAUGAAAAUUCCAGAGCAGUUCAACCAGGGUUGGACUGGAAAUGGGUGGUGUUCGGUGGCGCGGUGGCUGCAGUCUGCGUGCUCAACACUGGGCUCGUUGGGAAGGCCCUCCUGAUUGGAGCUGCCACAAGAAGGCAGGCAAAGAAGUGACACGCUACUGAUGAGCACCUGUCAGCUUCUGCAAGAAGGCCUUGAGCUCUCUUGCACUUCAGACUACUACAUGUUGCAAGUAGAGAGAGGUGAAGGGGAAAGAGGACAUAGAUGCUGUGCUCCAGGAGGCAUAUAAAUUAGCACGCUUAAUUUUGGAAUCUCGUAUUUACGCAGUAUCGCACAUGUGUGUCGCCAUAACAUAACAGAUCGUCGUCACUGGGCUAAUGUACCUGGAGAUCUAUCCAAUGGGGGGGGGUUAUCAAAAGGUUUUGCUGAUGUGCCUGAUGUUAAUGGCGGGCAAUCACAGAUAAAAGGUUCACUGUUGUAGAUGGUAAUCAGAACUACCGCCAUAGUUAUAUAGGAGUAUUUUUCUUCGUUUGUUAAUUGUUAUACACCAUAAUCUCAAUAAAUUCUCGCGGGUGAAAGGUUUACUUUUUCUGAUGUGUCUAAA